AUGGCAUUGGGUAUCACGCAGUUUAUCAAUAUUGCGGGUCUGUUGAAGGACUUGAAGAGUUUCAACUUCAGUGUCUACGGUAAGUGGUUUGGGUACAUUAACAUUUUCCUUUGUAUAGCGCUUGGUAUUGCGAACCUGUUCCACGUAAGCGCAGUUAUAGCGUUUGGAAUAGUCGGUAUUGUCCAAGGUCUGAUUAUAUUGUUCAUUGAGAUUCCAUUUCUGUUGAAGAUAUGUCCCCUAAGCGACAGGUUCAUAGAAUUCAUAAAGAGGUUCGAGACCAAUGGAUACAGAUGCAUCUUCUAUACUUUAAUGGCUAUAGUCCAGUAUUGCUCAUUGGCGGUAAUGACCACUAGUUUACUGGUCCUUGGUAUCACUUUGACCAUCUCCGCAGUGAGCUACGGUAUUGCAUUCACUAAGCACCAAGAAUUUGCAAACACUAAUAUAAUCAAGAACCCAACUGAUGAGGACUUCCCUCAUGAUGCAGUGGUUAGAGAAAUGUUAUGA
This is a messenger RNA of Nakaseomyces glabratus, 504 nucleotides long. RefSeq names its product Tvp18p (gene TVP18). Lineage: Eukaryota; Fungi; Ascomycota; Saccharomycetes; Saccharomycetales; Saccharomycetaceae. Gene Ontology annotation, biological process: vesicle-mediated transport. Gene Ontology annotation, cellular component: Golgi membrane. The record is from RefSeq and is a predicted model, not a curated record.